Molecule: messenger RNA, 426 nt
Organism: Penaeus chinensis
Lineage: Eukaryota; Metazoa; Arthropoda; Malacostraca; Decapoda; Penaeidae
Product: cuticle protein 19.8-like
Exons: 4
Coding region: 1-426 (141 amino acids)
Cellular component (GO): extracellular matrix
Source: RefSeq, a predicted model, not a curated record
AUGGCUCAGACACUGUCGUAUAAGUACCGUAUCGAUGAUGGGUUAUAUCAAUAUGAUGUUGAACUAAUCGUCGUUGCCUUGGCGUUAGGUGCAUUUGCUGACACUGGUCCAAGAAAUAGUCCUCCUGCUCCGUCCAUAAACCCUCCUGUCCCGUCCUACCACGCCCCUGCACCCGCUCCUGUGGGACCAGCACGGUACGACUUUAAUUAUGCCGCGAAAGACGACUACUCCGGCAACGACUUCGGUCAUCAGGAGGCCCGUGACGGAUACGACACUCAAGGUACCUACUACGUCCAGCUCCCCGACGGCCGCCUGCAGACAGUCAACUAUAACGUGAACGGCGACUCCGGUUUCCUAGCUGAUGUGGCUUAUCAAGGAAAGGCUCAGUACCCUGCCCAGCAGCCUUCAAGAACCUAUCAACCUUGA